AUGAAGGCUGCUGCAACUGGACAGCUGCUGCUGGUGCUCAUGGUUUGCAGUCUGCAUGCUGUCACCUGCACCACCACUCCUGGGGACCUAGCAGAUCGACUGUCGCUGCUUGAAUUCAAGAAGGCGAUCAGUUUGGAUCCACAACAAGCAUUGGCCUCUUGGAAUGACAGCACCCACUUCUGCAGUUGGGAAGGAUUUCCUGAUUUGCCUCUUGGACUCAAACAGCUGGACCUUGGAUCUAACAAUCUUUCUGGAACCAUCCCUUUUUCUCUUGCCAAUAUCACAACUCUUAAGGGUUUGGGCUUCAAUUUCAAUAACAUUGAGGGAAACUUCCCACAUGAGUUUGCCAAGUUUCUGGAGAUACAGAUUCUGAUCGCUAGUGGCAACCAUUUGCUAGAAGGCCACGUACCUACUUCAUUAGGUAACCUUUCUGUUGGACUGCAGACAUUAUUACUGGGGAAUAAUCAAUUGUCAGGUGGUUUUCCUUCUGGCAUCGCGAACCUCCACAACCUUAUGUGGUUAGUACUAUCUGGGAACCAAUUUACAGGCGAGGUUCCAGAAUGGCUUGGAACGCUAAACAGUUUACAGAAUAGUUUUGGAGGAAGCAUCCCCAUUACAAUAGGCAACAUAAGUGGCCUACAAGUUCUAAACUUGUCUCACAAUAAUUUGACCGGGUCAAUACCAAUGUCCCUCAGCAACCUCCGGUACCUUAAACAACUAGAUCUAUCCUUCAACAACAUCAGUGGUGAGGUCCCAUUGAAAGGGAUAUUCAGCAAUGUGACUGCUGUGAGGAUUGAUGGAAAUCCAGGGCUUUGUGGUGGGCCAUUGGAAUUACACCAACUCGCAUGCCAUGUCACGCCUAUUAAUUCAAGUAAGCAGAGGCGACAUUCCAUUGUACAAAAAGUGGUCAUCCCCUUAUCCAGCAUUUUGUUAGUUGCUAUAGUCAUAACUGUAAUGCUUGUCUGGAGAGGAAAACAAAAAAGAAACAUAUUAUCUUUGCCAUCAUAUGGUAGCAAAUUUCCCAAAGUUUCUUACAACGAUCUAGCCAGAGCAACAUGUGGGUUCUCAGCAUCCAAUUUGAUUGGCAAAGGAAGAUAUUCUUCCGUGUAUAAAGGAGAACUCUUCCAAGGUAGAACCUUGGUUGCUAUCAAAGUUUUCCGUCUAGAGACAGGGGGAGCACAACAGAGCUUCAUUGCAGAAUGCAACGCUCUACGUAAGUUGCGGCACAGAAAUCUAGUUCCUAUAGUAACUGCAUGCUCCAGUAUUGAUUCCAGUGGAAAUGAUUUCAAAGCCUUAGUCUAUGAGUUCAUGGCACAAGGUGACUUGCAUGAGCUACUGCACUCAACUAAAUGUGAUGGCAACACCUCAACUCAAAUCCACGUCACAAUGGCUCAAAGGUUAAGUAUUGCAGUGGAUGUCGCAGAUGCAUUGGAGUACCUUCACCAUGGCAACCAAGGAACCAUUGUGCAUUGUGAUCUGAAGCCUAGCAACAUUCUUUUGGAUGACAAUAUGACAGAACAUGUUGGAGACUUUGGUCUUGCAAGGUUCAAGGUUGACUCAGCAGCAGCAUCGUCCACUCACUCGAUCUCGACUUCAGCCGCUAUUAUGGGUCCAGAGUGUGCUACAGGUGGAGCAGUUUCGAGUGCUGGAGAUGUUUACAGCUUUGGGAUUGUUCUACUUGAAUUAUUUUUGCGGAGGAUGCCAACUGACGAAAUGUUCGAUGGUGGGAUGAACAUCACAAAAUUUGUUGAGAUGAACUUUCCUGACAUGAUACCACAUAUUAUUGACCCUCAACUACUAGAAGAGCAACAAGAUUUAUCUCAAGAAACUUCAUUUGCCAUGAAGGAGAAAAGCUUGGAGUGUUUGCUUUCAGUUCUAAACAUUGGGCUUCUCUGCACUAAGACGUCCCCGAAUGAGCGCAUCUGCAUGCAGGAAGUGGCUGCAAGGUUGCACGAAACCAAGAAGGCAUAUCCAAGAGAAAACUAA
Miscanthus lutarioriparius is the source of this 1986-nucleotide messenger RNA. The record is from the annotation of a GenBank genome assembly. NCBI's taxonomy places the organism in Eukaryota, Viridiplantae, Streptophyta, Magnoliopsida, Poales, Poaceae.